Numida meleagris (helmeted guineafowl) is the source of this 1895-nucleotide messenger RNA. RefSeq names its product prune exopolyphosphatase 1 (gene PRUNE1). Bases 284 to 1558 code for a protein of 424 amino acids. The transcript is spliced from 8 exons. Gene Ontology annotation, cellular component: cytoplasm. The record is from RefSeq and is a predicted model, not a curated record. Gene Ontology annotation, molecular function: exopolyphosphatase activity. Lineage: Eukaryota; Metazoa; Chordata; Aves; Galliformes; Numididae.
GGUUGCCUUAAGGCGGGGAGAGGUUGGGAGAGAGCGGCCUGGGGCCUACGGGCGGCGCCUGCGGCCUACGGGCCGGGCCUACACCUGCGGCCUACACCUCGGGCCCAGGCCCAAGCGCCCGCGGACCGGGCCUGGGGGGCUCCGGGUAUCCCCCCGCCCCGGAGCCGCUCCGCCUCUCCCGGCAGCCCGCGCGGAGCCGACGCCCCGCCCUCAGGGCCGUACCGGGCCGUACCGGGCCGUGGCGCGGGGCGGGGGCCUGGGCCGGGCGGUGGUCGCCGCCGUUAUGGAGCGGUUCUUGGAGGGGCGGCGGGCGGCCCUGCAGGAGCACAUCCAGCGUCGCCAGGAGGUGCACGUGGUGAUGGGCAAUGAGGCCUGCGACCUGGACUCCACCGUGUCCGCCCUGGCCCUGGCGUAUUUUCUGGCGAAGACCUCGGUGCCGCCCAAAGCCGCCUUCGUCCCGGUGCUGAACAUCCCACGCUCCGACUUCGCCCUCCGCACGGAGACGACGUUCCUGCUGCGGGAGCACGGCAUCCCGGACUCCUCGCUCAUCUUCCGCGACGAGAUCGACCUGGCUGGGCUGCACCGCGCUGGGCUGCUCUCCCUGACGCUGGUGGACCACCAUGUCCUGCCCAGCGCCGACGCAGCCCUGGAGGAGGCCGUGGUGGACGUGCUGGACCACCGGCCGCUGGAGCGGGAGUGGGGACCCAGCUGCCAGCUCACAGUGGAGCUGGUGGGCUCCUGCGCCACGCUGGUGACGGAACGGAUCGCCCAGGGCCCCCCAGGCGUGCUGGACCGGACCACGGCCGCGCUGCUGCACGGCACCAUCCUGCUGGACAGCGUGAACCUGAGCCCCGCCGCCGGCAAGGUGACGCCUCGCGAUGUGGCGUGCGUCUCCCUGCUCGAGUCACGGUUCCCCGAGCUGCCGGCCCACGACAGCAUCUACGGAGCGCUGCAGGCGGCCAAGUUUGACGUCUCAGGGCUGACGACGGAGCAGAUGCUGCGGAAGGAUCUCAAAACCAUCUCUGGUGACGAACAAGUCCUCGCCAUCAGCGGCAUCUACAUGGACAUACAGCUCUUCCUGCGCCGCCCCGGCUUGCUGCAGGACCUGGAAUCUUUCUGCCGGGCUCGUGGCUACUCCGCGCUGGUGGCCAUGACGGUGUCUUUUAACGAGCGCUACGAGCCCACGCGGCAGCUGGCGGUGUACAGCCAGCACGAGGCCCUGCGGAGCACGGUCUGCCGCGCGCUGGAGGAGGCCACGACCCCGGCCCUGCACCUGCAGGCCCUGCCCAGCCCCUGGCCCUGCGUCAGCGCCUACGCCCAGGGCAACACGCUGGCCUCCAGGAAGAAGGUGCUGCCCAUCCUCCGGGCCGCUGUCGGCGGCGGAACGGGCACCGCAGCGGGGCCGGAGGAGGAGGCGGCCCCUCCGCCCACCCCAAUGAACAGCCUGGUGGAGGAGAGCCCGCUGGCACAAGCCGUGCCCCCCGUCUGCCCCCAGGCUGUGCUGGAGCGGGUCAGCCGCAUGGCUGCCGAGCAGCUCCCUCCCGACUCUGACAAGUGAGGGGUCCCUGGCGGCACUCGGGGUGCUGCAGGAGUCACAUCCCCGGCACCGAGCUGCAGCUUCCUCUGUUUGAGCCUGGCUCGCUGCCUCAGCCCCCUCCUUGCUGCUGACUGCCCCCCAUGCCCCCCCCCCCCUUUCCCGCUGAGGUCGGUGCCGUGGGGCCUGCAUGGAGUGGGGCAGCACACGGUUAAUGAAGGCACUGGGGUGGCAUUAACAAAUUCUCCUCCUCCUGGCCCUUGGGGGGGGGGGGGGGGGGCUGGAGUGCUGGGCCUGGACACACAACCGGCUGGAGACUGUUACCCACGAUUUGAGGAUUAAAUUUACCUCUUCCCCCUGC